AUGGCUGCCGUAUACAAGUCUCUCUCCAAGAGCAGUGCUCAGAAGCAGAAUGCUCCUUCCUCCGGCACUAGAAAGAACAAGCAACGAGUGCUGAUCCUGUCGUCCCGUGGCGUCACAUACAGACAUCGCCACUUACUAAAUGAUAUUGCCUCCAUGCUUCCACACGGCCGAAAGGAUGCCAAAUUCGACUCCAAAUCGCGCCUGAACGAGCUCAACGAGCUUGCGGAGUUAUAUAACUGCAACAAUGUCCUCUUCUUCGAGGCUCGCAAGGGACAGGAUCUGUACGUCUGGCUGAGCAAGGUACCCAAUGGACCUACCAUCAAGUUUCAUCUCCAAAAUUUGCACACCAUGGAGGAGUUACAUUUUACGGGUAACUGCUUGAAGGGGUCACGGCCUCUCCUCUCGUUCGAUGCCGCCUUCGAUUCCGAACCGCACUUAAAAGUCAUCAAGGAACUUUUUUUCCAUACAUUUGGCGUCCCUGAGGGUGCCAGAAAGUCCAAGCCUUUCAUUGACCACGUACUGGGGUUCAGUGUUGUCGACGGAAAGAUCUGGAUCCGCAACUACCAAGUCAGCGAGACCGAAGGAUCUCUCCUCGAUGCUGACGGCGAGAGCAGGGAUGUCAAAAAGAAGAGCAAAAAGGCCGCUGCGACAAAUAGCAACCUUGAUAUCAACCUCGUCGAAAUCGGGCCUCGAUUCGUCCUCACCCCAAUCGUCAUCCAAGAGGGCUCCUUUGGUGGACCAAUCAUCUACGAGAACAAGCAAUUUGUCUCGCCAAACCAGGUCCGCGCCGAUCUGCGUAGGUCCAAGGCCAGUCGCCACAACGCCAGAGCUGAGCAGACGGUUGGUAGAUUGUCGCGAAAGGCGGAUCUUGGUCUACGCACAAAUGGAAGCAUACAGAAAAUACCCGGUGACGAGUUAGAUAAGAGAAAGCUUUUUGCGUAA
Cordyceps militaris CM01 is the source of this 942-nucleotide messenger RNA. Its product is annotated as brix domain-containing protein 2. The record is from RefSeq and is a predicted model, not a curated record. Gene Ontology annotation, cellular component: nucleolus. Gene Ontology annotation, biological process: ribosomal large subunit assembly; rRNA processing. The transcript has 3 exons. Gene Ontology annotation, molecular function: rRNA binding. Bases 1 to 942 code for a protein of 313 amino acids. Lineage: Eukaryota; Fungi; Ascomycota; Sordariomycetes; Hypocreales; Cordycipitaceae.